GCGCGCCGCGCGGCCGGGCCUGUGCGGUCGUUUGCCCGCCGCGGCAGCUGCCCGGCCCGGGGCGGUCGGCGGGCGGUGGGGCCGCCGCACCCUCCUGUGAGCCCCUCGGACCCGCGGCCGGCGGGGGCCCCGGGAGCUCCUCGAGUGCAAGACGCUGCGGGCACGUCCCGGGGGAUGCGGGCGUGGGCUUGGGAAGUGUCAAGCCCCGGGCUCGGUGCACCGUGCCGCCUGCCACUCAGCCUGCCACUCAGGCAAUGAGGCGGAAUUCGAGAGCUGGGAAAGAAUUCAGCAUUAGCCCAGCCCUCCGGUUUCGCAGAUGGAGACAUUCUUCUGGCGUGUGCUUCAAGUCCCAUCCCGUCGGUGCAAGGGAUUGAUUGAUUCGUGAGCGAAUCUGUCUCGGCGGCAGGGAGGGAUGGUUUGCGAAGCAAGACCUGUUGGGCUAGAGAUGCAAGUUUGAUGGCUGUGAAAAUGGAGGCUGGUUCAGUGGUUCGAGCUAUCUUUGAUUUCUGCCCCAGUGUCUCAGAAGAACUGCCACUCUUUGUGGGAGACAUUAUUGAGGUGUUGGCAGUGGUUGAUGAAUUCUGGCUUCUUGGGAAGAAAGAAGAUGUUACAGGACAAUUUCCCAGCAGUUUUGUAGAAAUUGUAACCAUUCCCAGUCUAAAAGAGGGAGAGAGGCUCUUUGUCUGUAUUUCUGAAUUUACAUCCCAGGAACUGAACAGUCUUCCACUUCAUCGAGGCGACCUGGUGAUUCUUGAUGGCUCUCCCACGGCUGCCUGGCUGCGGGGCCGAAGCUGCUGGGGGGCCCGAGGUUUCUUCCCAUCCUCGUGCGUUAAUGAACUCUGCCUCUCCUCACAAAGCCAGCAGUGGCAUUCACAGAGCACCCAGCUCCAGAUUCCUGACUAUUCCAUGGGACAAGCCCGGGCACUGAUGGGACUUUCUGCACAGCUGGAUGAGGAACUAGACUUCAGAGAAGGGGAUGUGAUUACCAUUAUUGGAGUGCCUGAACCAGGCUGGUUUGAAGGGGAGUUAGAGGGCCGAAGAGGCAUUUUCCCAGAAGGUUUUGUAGAGCUUCUAGGGCCUCUGAGGACUGUGGAUGAGCCUGUAAAUACUGGAAAUCAUGAUGACCGUGUCAUUAACAUUACAGUAGAUACCCCGCCAACAGAAGAGAAGGGGCCAGAAGAGGAUGAGGAGCAGCCAGGGACCUAUGGGAUUGCCCUCUACAGAUUCCAAGCCUUGGAGCCAAAUGAGUUAGAUUUUGAAGUAGGUGAUAAAAUCCAGAUCCUGGGGACCCUGGAAGAUGGCUGGCUGGAAGGAUCACUGAAGGGCAGGACAGGCAUCUUCCCAUACCGGUUUGUAAAGUUAUGUUCUAAAACCAGGGUGGAGGGAACCAUGGAUCUGUCACCAGAAAGCAGUCUGACCAGGAUCCCUGAAACGUCUUUGGAUUGUUCCGACAACUCUUUAGAGGUAGAGGAAAAGAUAUGUGAAUCUCCUGACUGUAAGACAGAAAGCUCCAAUGGUUCUACUUCUGAAACAAUCAUUUCUCCCCUGGAGCAUCUGACUCCUGAAUACGAGGCCAACAGAAACUUUCCUCAAGAUGAGAGCACCUCAGGAGGGUCCCCAAGAAGUCCAGGUAUAAGACACGAACAGCCUCUUGCCAGUGUCUGUUCCACGAAGGACCCUUCAGAAGUCAAUGGUGUUUCCUCCCAGUCUCAGGCAUCUUUCCAUCCCAAAUUGCAGGAAAAACAGUAUUAUUCUACUACUGGAGAGAGCCACCCCCACCCACAACAGUACUCUGACCCUGUUCCCCGGGAAGCAAGGACCAGAGACUAUUCCAGCCUUCCUCUCAGAGGACUGUACUCCCAGCCAAGAACCCUUCAAAAGCCCAGGCCUCCUCCUCACAGUGACUCUUUCCUUUCAUCUCCCAGAGUAGGCAGACACAGCCAGUGGAGUCCUCAGCUCCAGGGUAUGGCGAAGUGUGCUAAAAAGUACCACACACUUGAAGAAAAUAUUUCCAGCUUUUUCUUUCCAUCAGAGAGAUCAGAGUUGAAGCCUCGUUCACAGGACAGAGUGCCCAGGGUAGAGGCAAUGACACUUCCACAGGGAGAUGGCACUGUUGAUCUGGAUUCUAAGUUGACGCAGCAGCUGAUAGAGUUUGAGAAGAGCUUGUCAGGACCUGGCACAGAACCAGAUAAAAUUCUGCGCCACUUUUCUAUCAUGGACUUUAAUUCUGAGAAGGAUAUUGUCCGAGGUUCCUCAAAGGCCCUUACCCAGCAGGAGCUACCUGGGAGGAGAAAGGCUUUAAGGCCACCCCCACCCCGUCCCAGCACUGUGCCCUCCACUUCUCCCCAACUGCUGGUAGACCAGAACCUGAAACCAGAGCUACCUCUGGCAGUGAGACCUUCUCGACCAGCUCCGCUGCCUCCGUCAGCACAGCAGAGAAUGAAUGCAGCGCCCCCCAGACCCCCAGUCUCUCACCACCCUACUUGUGAGACCCUAGAAAAAGAGGGAUCUGAGCAGGGAGAAAAAACUUUGGACCCAACUUCCCAGUGUCCCUUGGUAUUGGUGAGGAUUCAGGAAAUGGAACAGGAUUUGGAUAUGUACAACAGGACUCAAGAAGAGCUCAGCUUAUUGCUAGAGAGUCAAGAGGAAUCAUUAAAGGCAGAGACCCUGGAGACACUUGAGUUUUAUGACAGUAACAUGGGAAGUCUGAAUAUGGACCUCCAGCAGCUUCGAGAAAUGACUCUCCUCUCCUCCCAGUCUGCAUCACCAGUAGCCUCUUCUGGGUCUGUGUCUACAGAAAAUCCAGAGCAGAGGAUGCUGGAGAAGAGAUCCAAGGUGAUAGAAGAGCUUCUUCAGACAGAAAGAGACUACAUUCGGGAUCUGGAGAUGUGUAUUGAGCGGAUCAUGACACCCCUGCAGCAGGCACAGGUACCAAAUGUUGAUUUUGAAGGACUUUUUGGAAAUAUGCAGAUGGUGAUUAAGGUCUCAAAGCAACUAUUGGCUGAUCUGGAAGUCAGCGAUGCUGUAGGACCCAUAUUUCUUGGUCACCGGGAUGAGCUUGAGGGAACAUACAAGGUUUACUGCCAGAAUCACGAUGAGGCCAUUUCACUGCUGGAAGUCUACGAGAAGGAUGAGAGGAUCCAGAAGCACCUUCAGGACUCCUUGGCAGAUCUUAAGAGCCUGUACAGCGAAUGGGGAUGCACAAAUUAUAUUAACCUGGGCUCCUUCCUCAUCAAACCAGUACAAAGAGUAAUGCGAUACCCACUGCUGCUGAUUGAGCUGCUGAAUUCCACCCCAGAAUCUCACCCAGAUAAAGUGCCUCUAACUAACGCAGUCCUUGCUGUGAAGGAUAUCAAUGUCAACAUUAAUGAAUAUAAACGCCGAAAAGACCUGGUCCUCAAGUACCGGAAGGGUGAUGAAGAUAGCCUCAUGGAGAAAAUUUCUAAGCUGAACAUUCACUCCAUCAUCAAAAAGUCCAACCGAGUUAGCAGCCACCUGAAGCACCUUACCGGGUUUGCACCACAGAUAAAAGAUGAAGUAUUUGAAGAAACAGAGAAGAACUUCCGAAUGCAAGAACGGUUGAUCAAAUCUUUCAUCCGAGACCUGUCUCUCUACCUCCAGCAUAUUCGGGAAUCAGCAUGCGUGAAGGUAGUGGCUGCUGUGAGCAUGUGGGACGUAUGCAUGGAGAAGGGACACAGAGACUUGGAACAGUUCGAAAAGGUGCAUCGCUACAUCAGUGAUCAGCUUUUCACAAAUUUUAAGGAGAGGACAGAGCGGCUUGUCAUCUCUCCCCUAAAUCAGUUACUGAGCAUGUUUACAGGACCCCAUAAGCUGGUACAGAAACGCUUUGACAAGCUCCUGGACUUCUGUAACUGCACUGAACGGGCAGAGAAACUAAAGGACAAGAAAACACUAGAAGAGCUACAGUCAGCCCGGAACAACUACGAGGCCCUGAAUGCCCAGCUGCUGGAUGAGCUGCCCAAGUUCCACCAGUACGCCCAGGGCCUCUUCAGCAACUGUGUCCAUGGCUAUGCCGAGGCCCACUGUGACUUCGUGCGCCAGGCUCUGGACCAGUUAAAGCCGCUGCUCUCGUUACUCAAAGUUGCUGGCAGGGAGGGAAACCUCAUCGCCAUCUUCCACGAAGAGCACAGCAGAGUUCUGCAGCAACUCCAGGUUUUCACCUUCUUCCCAGAGUCCCUUCCAGCUACCAAGAGGUCAUUUGAAAGGAAAACCAUAGACCGCCAGUCUACUCGGAAGCCACUUCUGGGCAUGCCCAGUUACAUGCUGCAGACAGAAGAACUCCGGGCCUCCCUUCUGGCAAGGUACCCCCCAGAAAAACUUUUCCAAGCAGAACGGAACUUCAAUGCUGCUCAAGACUUAGAUGUCUCUCUCCUGGAAGGUGACCUGGUGGGGGUGAUAAAAAAAAAGGACCCUAUGGGCAGUCGGAACCGCUGGCUCAUUGACAAUGGAGUCACCAAAGGCUUUGUGUACAGCUCCUUCCUGCGGCCCUACAAUGCCCGGCGCAGCCACUCUGACGCCUCUGUUGGCAGCCACUCCUCCAAUGAGUCAGAGCACAACAGCGCCUCACCCAGGUUCCCUCGGCAGAACAGCAGCAGCACCCUGACUGUCAACCCCAGCAGUAUGGCUGUGACCUUUACCUCAGGGCCUUGUCAGAAGCAGCCUCUAGAGGACUCUCCGUUGAAGGAGUUUGACCAGGGACUUCUCACUACAUCCUUAAACUCAGGCAGUUCUGAGAGCAGCUCUUCCAGACACCCUUCAGAUCCUGACACCACUGCCCAGCCCCAGCCCUGGGACUUUGCAGACACCCCCAGAGAUGUUAGCCGGCCCGCGCCCACCCCAAGGAGCCAGCGGAACUCCAGGCAUCCAGAAAUGGUUGGUUACUCUGGAACAGGGCAACAGGGGCACAGCAGAGACCUCGCUAGAGCGUGUGCAAGGGCAGCCCAACCUCUGGAGGACAAAAGCAAGGAGCCAGAGGGCAGUGAGACAGAAGGCAACCAGGUCUAUUUUGCUGUCUACACCUUUAAGGCACGGAACCCGAACGAACUGAGUGUGUCAGCCAACCAGAAGCUCAAGAUCCUGGAGUUUAAAGAUGUUAUGGGAAACACAGAGUGGUGGCUGGCUGAAGUCAAUGGGAAGGAGGGCUACGUCCCAUCCAAUUACAUCCGCAAAGCUGAGUACACCUGAGUGUGUCCUGCCUGCUACGUACCUGCUGCCUGCGCUGUCCUUCUCCUGAAGGGUUCUGGUGGUCCACAGGAAGGGCGCCUGCUCCCAAGGCCCAGGCCCUGUCCACACUGCUUGACCAGGCAGGGUAGGGCACCAGAGAAGCCCUGUUCUCCUUGACUAGGUUGUCUGCUUUGAUGCUCAUUAGAAUUUCUAGAAUUUGGAGUGGGUCCUGGACUUGAAAAAAAAAUCCCGAGCCCAUGAGAAGAGAGGCAAAUUCUGAGGCAAGACUUUGGAAAUGAGACCUUUCCAGUCAGAAGAUCAGUAUUCUGUGUAUGCUAGAAGAUGUUGGCUUUGGUUGUACCAUAUUGUCUGUAGGGUGGCCCCAUGGCUCAUAUUCAACCGACUAGUAACUGACUUCGAUGAAGAGAAUUAUCUGGGAGCCCUUUUGGGAUGUGUCUUAUGUGGAAAGGAGUUUUUCAAGACUGAACCAAAUCUAAUGUUUCAAAGUGCCACUGCCUAGUGCACAUGUGUACACGCAUACACGUGUAUACACACACAAUCUCUAGUUUUUUUAAUUUACCAUUAUAUCACAUUACCAUCUGCGAUCUUUUUUAUUUCGCUGCAUUUCCAGGUUGGCUUAUGAAAAAUUCAACUGUUCUUUCUUCUUCUUGGAAAAAGUUUUGAGGGUCUUUAUUUUCUUUCAACCUUCUCCUGAACAAUUCUCUUCCCUCUGAGGUAUAGUCGCCUAUACUUCUCUCCCUUAUGCACUCUCCCUACACUACAUGGUCCUGCUCCUCUUUACAACUCAGUAGCCAAUGGGUUUUCCUAGGUGACCAAGAUCAGUGUUCCACCAUUCUAUUGAAAGGAUUGGUUCUGCAGUGAGCCAAAACCAGUCCAGUCAGGUGACAGACUGGAUGCUCUCUCCUCCAUUCAAGCAUGCAGACUAUCCACAGCCACAGAACACAGGACGUGUGUCUUAUUUGAGUUGGGAUAAGCAGUAGCUUGUCUUAGAUUUGGAAAUAAGCAUUUUCUGUUUCACCUCCAGCCUCCAUGCUUCUGAGACUAGUCUAAGACAAACAGAUCCUAGAGUGCUUGGUCAUACCUCUCUCUCUUUGGCCUUGGGAAUAUACUUGUUACUGCCACAUGAAGAGUUUCCCCCAGAAAAUUAGAUUUGAGUAGGGCUUGUGUUCUUAAGACCUUCCCCUGAAAUGGAGCCUACUUUGGAUCACCUCAAGCCUGGAUUUAGUCUAAAGAAAGGAACUCAAGAAUCACCUUAACAACCCCUGCUCCUUCAAGUGCACUUUUGGCCUUAGGAUCCCUCUGAGCCGGAGAGACACCUGUUCUGCUAUUCAGAAGGCAGCAGUGCAAGUGUCUUGUGAAUAGUGUUUAUAUUUGCAGAUGUUUAUAUUUAAGUAGCUAUUUUAUAAAUAAAAACAUUUAUAAGUGC
Messenger RNA from Erinaceus europaeus (western European hedgehog), 6631 nucleotides. It is a transcript of the gene DNMBP, whose product is annotated as dynamin binding protein. The transcript is spliced from 17 exons. Gene Ontology annotation, biological process: intracellular signal transduction. Lineage: Eukaryota; Metazoa; Chordata; Mammalia; Eulipotyphla; Erinaceidae. Gene Ontology annotation, cellular component: cytoplasm. The record is from RefSeq and is a predicted model, not a curated record. Gene Ontology annotation, molecular function: protein binding; guanyl-nucleotide exchange factor activity. Bases 457 to 5205 code for a protein of 1582 amino acids.